Molecule: messenger RNA, 713 nt
Organism: Telopea speciosissima
Lineage: Eukaryota; Viridiplantae; Streptophyta; Magnoliopsida; Proteales; Proteaceae
Product: probable gamma-secretase subunit PEN-2
Exons: 2
Coding region: 51-479 (142 amino acids)
Cellular component (GO): gamma-secretase complex
Source: RefSeq, a predicted model, not a curated record
UUUCGAACUCUGGUGGAAGACGAGGAGAGAGGGAGAGAGAGGAAGUGGCGAUGGAGAGGGCGGAGAGCUCAGUAGGAGAAGCCGAUAGGAGGCAUUUAGGGGAGACAGCGGGACUUAUUAUGCGGAGCCAUAACAACCCGGAACCUCUUUGGCCCACAAUCGAUGGCCCUCUCGGCCUCUCCGAAGAAGAUUCAGUGAGCUAUGCCCGUAAGUUCUUCAAGUUCGGAUUUCUCUUGCUUCCUUGGCUGUGGGCUGUUAAUUGCUUCUACUUCUGGCCGGUUCUUCGCCAUUCCCCUUCCUUCCCUCGCAUCCGUCGCUAUGUUGUUGGAUCAGCAAUUGGGUUUGUAGGUUUCACAGUGAUGCUAUCGUCUUGGGCCCUCACAUUUGCCAUUGGAGGGGAGCGUCUUUUUGGCCCUGUUUGGGAACGUCUUGUCAUGUACAAUGUUGCUGACAGAUUAGGCCUGACAGGUUGGAACUAAUUACGAACUUCUCGCACAUAAUAGCUUACAGAAAUUUUAGUGUAUUUCUUUUCUGAGAUACUGAACAUUUUGGUAUUAAUUUGCUGUUUUUUGGGUUUUGUUUUUUUGAAAGAAUGCCAUUCAUAUUUGUAAAAUCAGUUGUAUAAACAAUCAGUGAGCGGUAUUCAUAAUCAUUUUUAGGUUUUGGUGAUUUCAGAUUACACUCCAGUAAGUGUUUGACGUGCUAAAUUGAAU